Molecule: messenger RNA, 2167 nt
Organism: Neltuma alba
Lineage: Eukaryota; Viridiplantae; Streptophyta; Magnoliopsida; Fabales; Fabaceae
Product: dihydroxy-acid dehydratase, chloroplastic-like
Exons: 15
Coding region: 118-1965 (615 amino acids)
Biological process (GO): branched-chain amino acid biosynthetic process
Cellular component (GO): chloroplast stroma
Molecular function (GO): dihydroxy-acid dehydratase activity
Source: RefSeq, a predicted model, not a curated record
CUAUUCUUUUCAAACUUCCUCUUUCUUUCGCCGCCGGAGCCACUUUCUAAGAAGUGCAGCAGGGCGCGUCACGCGUGUGCCUUCGCCCGCAGAGCUCUUGCAUUGCUUGCCAUAACCAUGCAGUCCACACUAUUCGUCCCCUUCUCUCCGGCAGCCCCAACUAAGUCGAAGCCACUAACACCUCUUCGUAGAUGUCAAUCUGCUCGCCCCCACCACUUAUCUGUCAGAGCAGAGUCAGUACAAUCACCAUCUGUCCCUGUGGACUCUCCACCUAAAUCCACUCCUGCCCAGAAGCUCAACAGGUUCAGUUCCUGCAUAACAGAGCCUAAGUCGCAAGGUGGAUCUCAGGCAGUGCUCCAUGGGGUGGGCCUCUCAGAAGAUGACAUGGAUAAGCCUCAAAUUGGUAUAUCAUCAGUGUGGUAUGAGGGGAACACCUGCAACAUGCACCUUUUGAGGCUUUCAGAAGCGGUUAAAGAAGGGGUGCAAGAUGCCGGCAUGAUCGGGUUCAGGUUCAACACCAUUGGGGUCAGUGAUGCCAUUUCUAUGGGGACAAGAGGUAUGUGCUACAGCUUGCAGUCUAGGGACCUCAUUGCGGAUAGUAUUGAGACUGUCAUGGGUGCACAGUGGUAUGAUGGGAACAUCUCCAUCCCUGGUUGUGACAAAAAUAUGCCAGGUACAAUUAUGGCAAUGGGCCGCCUCAACCGUCCAAGUAUAAUGAUUUAUGGUGGUACUAUUAAGCCUGGUCAUUUUCAGGGCAAUACGUAUGACAUAGUGUCUGCCUUUCAGUGUUAUGGAGAAUUUGUGAGUGGAUCUAUUAGUGAUGAGCAGAGGCAAAAUGUUAUCCGCAACUCAUGUCCUGGUGCUGGGGCUUGUGGUGGAAUGUACACUGCCAAUACCAUGGCUUCUGCAAUUGAAGCUAUGGGGAUGUCUCUUCCUUACAGUUCGUCCACACCUGCUGAGGAUCCACUGAAGUUGGAUGAGUGUCGUUUAGCUGGGAAAUAUCUGCUUGAAUUGCUGAAAAUGGACUUGAAGCCCCGAGACAUUAUAACCCGCAAAUCACUACGUAAUGCAAUGGUUAUCGUCAUGGCACUUGGUGGAUCUACCAAUGCAGUGUUACAUUUAAUUGCUAUUGCAAGGUCUGUUGGUAUCGAUUUGACUCUUGAUGAUUUUCAGAAGGUUAGUGAUGAGGUUCCUUUUCUUGCUGAUCUUAAGCCUAGUGGCAAAUAUGUCAUGGAAGAUGUUCACAAGGUUGGAGGGACCCCUGCAGUUAUUCGCUACCUUCUUGAGCAAGGAUUUUUAGACGGGGACUGUGUGACUGUCACUGGGAAGACCCUAGCUGAAAAUGCAGAAACUUUCCUUCCUUUGACAAAAGGGCAGGAAAUUAUAAGGCCAGUAGAAAAUCCCAUCAAGAAGACAGCACACAUUCAAAUUUUAUACGGGAAUCUUGCACCAGAGGGUUCUGUUGCUAAAAUAACUGGAAAAGAGGGGCUAUAUUUUUCUGGUCCUGCGCUGGUUUUUGAGGGAGAGGAGUCAAUGAUUGCUGCCAUUUCAGAGAAUCCUUCAAGCUUCAAGGGAAAAGUGGUUGUUAUCAGGGGAGAGGGACCUAAGGGUGGUCCUGGCAUGCCUGAGAUGUUGACGCCCACAAGUGCAAUAAUGGGUGCAGGCCUUGGGAAGGAUGUUGCACUAUUGACUGAUGGAAGGUUUUCAGGAGGUUCACAUGGGUUUGUGGUUGGCCACGUAUGUCCUGAAGCGCAGGAAGGUGGUCCUAUUGGCUUGAUUCAAAAUGGAGACGUAAUCAACAUUGAUGUUCAGAAACGAAGAAUUGAUGCUAUGGUAACAGAUGAGGAGAUGGAAGCACGAAGGAAGAAAUGGACUACCCCUGCAUACAAAGCCAAUCAAGGAGUUUUGUACAAGUACAUCAAAAACGUACAAUCUGCAUCCAGGGGAUGCGUGACAGAUGAGUAGAGAUGGCUCAUUUUUGGAGGCUUGAUGGAGAAAAAAACUGGACGUGUGCCCCGGCAGCUUUUCAAUGUAGCAUUAACUUUGCAGCCUAGUUGUAAAUCCCUUUAUUGAGUGUGACCGUUUCUGUACCGUUCUUGUGACACUACGAUUUAUCUUUAAGGAUGAAUUAAUAAAAUUUUUUGCAUCGAUUAUUUUCUUUUUCCUA